ACACUGCAAAAAUUUUCCGUUUUUUUUUUCGGAAAUUUUUAUACCAAAUGAAUUAGCAAUGUCUUAUGGUGGCCCGCCCCGUAUUUUUUGCGUUCAAACCCGCCACGUCAUAAUUUUUUUCUCAAUAUUUGAAUUAUUUUUGUGUGGAUGGCAGACGGUGUUGAAUGAGGAUCGUAUUACAAGAACGACUGGAACUAUAUCCGCAAUUCUGACACUUGUCAUUCUAUACAGUGUUGUCAAGAAUCGAGCGUCUCUAUUGAAAAUUGCAAUGUAUAUAUCGAUAUUCCAACUUGCAUUCGAAUUCGGCGAAAUCCUUGUAACUCCAGUUUAUUUUUCAAGUCAAGUGGCGUCAGGAUACGAAUCAAAUGAUACGUAUCCUAACUUUCUCGGCGUAAAAACGGCGGAAGAGGAUCGUUUUGUCAUUGGGCUUUUGACAGGAUAUUCUGUGGAAAUAAUCAUGACAAUUUCUGUUACAUUAUCAAUAAUCAAAUUCAUUCUAAUCAAUCGAUGUUACGUCUAUGCAAAACGAAUCGAGAAUGGGAUGCUGGUUAGACAGUCGGAUUUAACAAAUGUGAUGAAGUUUUGAAAGUUCCUUGGAAACACGUGGUGCCAGGCUGUCCCACCACGGUUUGAUCUACAAAAAAUGCGGCAAUUUUUUGCCAAAAAAAGUGUGACGUCAGCACGUUCUUAACCAUGCGAAAUCAGUUGAGAACUCUGCCGCAUUUUUUGUAGAUCUACGUAGAUCAAACCAACAUGGGACACUCUGACACCACACGUUCUGAAAUAAAUACUUU
Messenger RNA from Caenorhabditis elegans, 794 nucleotides. It is a transcript of the gene Y79H2A.12, whose product is annotated as Serpentine Receptor, class BC (Class B-like). NCBI's taxonomy places the organism in Eukaryota, Metazoa, Nematoda, Chromadorea, Rhabditida, Rhabditidae. The record is from RefSeq and is marked reviewed. Bases 59 to 586 code for a protein of 175 amino acids. The transcript is spliced from 4 exons.